Molecule: messenger RNA, 1580 nt
Organism: Ananas comosus (pineapple)
Lineage: Eukaryota; Viridiplantae; Streptophyta; Magnoliopsida; Poales; Bromeliaceae
Product: UPF0496 protein 4-like
Exons: 2
Coding region: 168-1295 (375 amino acids)
Source: RefSeq, a predicted model, not a curated record
ACGGUCCACAAAACGCGUCGGGAAAUUUCUAGUCCCUUUCGAUUAGGGCUUGGUAAAUUGGUCAUCGUAGCGAACGUUGCCUCAUUUGUAUCGUAGUGUGGUGUUUGGUGCUGCGACUUUGAUUUCCUCUGCAAUUUACGUUCCCCCUUUCUCUCGAGCAGCUGAAAAUGAGUCGUCCACAUGACGGGCAGCGGAACUUUCUUCCCUUUGGGAAUCCCUUUCGUUCAAUACUCCCUAAUAAAGGAUCUCAUCUCUCUCGAAAGCUUCAGCCGCUGUUGAACAACUUCGAAGAAGCACUUUCUUUGAGCUUGAAAAAAUUAAAGCCAAAGGAUACCUCAGAUGUCUUCACUUUAUGCUGGAUGAGUCAUGCUAUUGAGUGCUUAUCAGAAGCCCACACUAGUAUUGAAGCCUUAAUAACCGAACUCCAGCUCCCCGUUUCUGAUUGGGACGAGAAGUGGAUCGAUACAUACUUAGAUAGCAGCUUGAAGUUGCUCGACAUUUGCCUUGCUCUAAGCUCCGAGCUGGCCCGGUUGGAUCAGGGCCAGCUUCUGCUCCAAUACGUGCUUCACGUUUUGGACCGAAAAAGCACUUCUCCAACAGCUGAACAGCUCCAAGAAGCCCAUGCCUCGCUCCACGAUUAUUUGAAGAAAGCUAACUUGAGGAGUCCCAAGCUUGAGAACUGUUCAACCAUUUUACAGUCUCUUGCGGGUAGUUUGCACCUGACAAAGGUUAAGAACUCGGCCAAAGGGAGAGUACUUCUGAGAGCUUUGUAUGGAGUUAAGGCUGUGACUAUAUUAAUAUGCAGUUUCUUUGCGGCGGCUUUCUUAGGUAGCCCACAACCUUUGAUGGAAUUGCAAGUUCCAGACGAGUUCUUGUGGUCCGAGGCCUUCAACGAGUUGCAAACAGCAGUUAAUGAGGAAGUUAGGAGGAGAUUUCCCAGCGGAAAACAUACUGCGGUGAAAGAGAUGGAAGAAGCCGAAUCAUGUGCAAAGAGGUUGCAUGAAUGGACCAGUGCUUUUGGCUGUGAGGAAUUGGCUGAAGAACAAAUAAAUGGCUUUAUCCAUGAGAGAGAAGUGGUCAAAGCGGAGAAAAAUACCGAACAGCAGGAGGAGAAAGAUAAUCCGAUGGAGUGCAUUUCUGAUACGGUUGAUAGUGUCGAUAAGUUAAGACAUGGGUUAGAUUCACUCUCGAAGCGAGUUGGGGACUUCUUCCAGAUCGUCCUGAGUGGGCGCGACGCUUUGCUUUGUAAUCUUAGGGUCACUAAUGUAAAUAAAUUAGAUCGGAAUAGGUCAUGAAGUGGUCUUGCUCUGUAAAAUCCUUAAGGAAGUUUGUGUUUGUUUGUGUUGUGGGUGUUGGUUUACUCCGAGCUAUAUGGCCAUGCUGCUGCUUUGAGGAUUGGGGACUAAUCUGUAGUGGGUAUGAGAGCCGUGUGUUCUUAAAAUGGAAGGUAUUUGUAGUCAUUUUUACGCUGUGUUGCCCAUGUAUUAUUAUGUAUGCGGAUGAAUUCCUCAAAAUGGUUUGUAUAGCUUGUACUUUUAUGAAUACAUUUCGUCGACCAAAUCACUUUCUUAUUAAUAGAA